This is a messenger RNA of Talaromyces amestolkiae, 363 nucleotides long. RefSeq lists its product as uncharacterized. The record is from RefSeq and is a predicted model, not a curated record. Lineage: Eukaryota; Fungi; Ascomycota; Eurotiomycetes; Eurotiales; Trichocomaceae. Gene Ontology annotation, cellular component: cytoplasm; prefoldin complex. The transcript has 3 exons. Bases 1 to 363 code for a protein of 120 amino acids. Gene Ontology annotation, molecular function: protein folding chaperone. Gene Ontology annotation, biological process: protein folding.
AUGUCGAUCCCACCUGCGGCUCUGCAGAAACUAGUUCAAGAGAUUGAAUCACAAGCAAUUGCAGCACAGCAACAGAUCAGUAUAGUCAAAACACAAAUCGCAACGAAACAACGCGAUAUUCGGCUGCUGCAACUCACUUCAAGUGAACUCGGAUCUUUGUCCAAGGAUACAAACGUAUAUGAAGGUGUUGGAAAGAUGUUCGUGCAUACGCCGAUUGACGCCGUCAAUACGCGACUUUCGUCCGAGGACCAGACUUUGAAGAAGGAUAUUAGUGACCUGGAAAAGAGAUUACAUUACCUUGAGACGACGCAUGAGAAGAGUAGGGAACAUAUCGAGCAGAUAUUCAGGGGGACCGGUGCAUAA